This is a messenger RNA of Elephantulus edwardii (Cape elephant shrew), 690 nucleotides long. It is a transcript of the gene CCDC134, whose product is annotated as coiled-coil domain containing 134. The record is from RefSeq and is a predicted model, not a curated record. NCBI's taxonomy places the organism in Eukaryota, Metazoa, Chordata, Mammalia, Macroscelidea, Macroscelididae. The coding region runs from base 1 to 690 and encodes 229 amino acids. The transcript is spliced from 6 exons.
AUGAACCUGGUUCAGUUUCUGACCUUCCUCUUCGCCCUGGGACUGUCAGGGACAGGAGCCACAGGGACCCUGAGGACCUCCCUACACCCCAGCCUGGAGAUCUACAAGAAGAUGUUUGAGGUGAAACGCAGGGAGCAGCUGCUGGCGCUGAAGAACCUGGCACAGCUCGAUGACAUCCACCAGCAGUACAAGAUCCUCGACGUCAUGCUCAAGGGGCUCUUCAAGGUGCUGGAGGACUCCCGGACCGUGCUCAUCGCUGCUGACGUGCUCCCAGAUGGGCCCUUCCCCCAGGACGAGAAGCUGAAGGAUGCCUUCUCGCACGUGGUGGAGAACACAGCUUUCUUCGGUGACGUGGUGCUGCGCUUCCCCAGGAUCGUGCACCAUUACUUUGACCACAACUCCAACUGGAAUCUGCUCAUCCGCUGGGGCAUCAGCUUCUGCAACCAGACAGGUGUCUUCGACCAGGGGCCUCACUCUCCUAUCCUCAGCCUGAUGGCGCAGGAACUGGGCAUCAGUGAGAAAGACUCAGACUUCCAGAACCCAUUUAAAGUGGACCACACAGAGUUCAUUCCCAGCAAUGACCCCUUCCAGAAGGCUCUGAGGGAAGAGGAAAAGCGCCGAAAGAAGGAGGAGAAGCGAAAAGAGAUCCGGAAAGGUCCUCGGAUCUCUCGAUCGCAGUCGGAGUUGUAG